Molecule: messenger RNA, 1292 nt
Organism: Girardinichthys multiradiatus
Lineage: Eukaryota; Metazoa; Chordata; Actinopteri; Cyprinodontiformes; Goodeidae
Gene: naa10
Product: N-alpha-acetyltransferase 10, NatA catalytic subuni
Exons: 8
Coding region: 170-844 (224 amino acids)
Biological process (GO): N-terminal peptidyl-glutamic acid acetylation
Cellular component (GO): NatA complex
Molecular function (GO): protein-N-terminal-glutamate acetyltransferase activity; protein N-terminal-serine acetyltransferase activity
Source: RefSeq, a predicted model, not a curated record
GAAGUGGGGUAACGUCUUUCCGCCUUCCUUCUAUGCUAGCUGGUUGACUCAGUUGGUAAACGGACCAGGACUUUUAAAGUCUGUUGUGUAGUUAGUAACAAAACGCUUGUUUGAAAUAGUGUAAAUACAAAACGUUUUCCUAAAACUUUAUUAAAAUCCAUACAACAUUAUGAAUAUACGAAACGCCAGGCCGGAGGACCUUAUGAACAUGCAGCACUGUAACCUGCUAUGUCUCCCAGAAAACUACCAGAUGAAAUACUACUUCUAUCACGGAUUGUCCUGGCCUCAGCUUUCAUACAUUGCAGAGGACGAAAAUGGUAAAAUUGUUGGAUAUGUGCUGGCAAAGAUGGAGGAAGACCCAGAUGAUGUGCCGCAUGGGCACAUUACAUCACUGGCAGUGAAGCGAUCUCACAGACGUCUCGGCCUGGCCCAGAAGUUAAUGGACCAGGCCAGCCGGGCCAUGAUAGAAAACUUCAACGCUAAAUAUGUCUCACUUCAUGUUCGCAAAAGCAACCGAGCGGCUCUUCACCUGUACUCUAACACCCUCAAGUUUCAGAUCAGUGAAGUCGAACCAAAGUAUUACGCUGAUGGAGAAGAUGCCUACGCCAUGAAGAGAGACCUGGCUCACAUGGCCGAUGAGUUUUUUUCCCAUCUUCCUCAGCUGAGGAAGCCUGGCGUCCGCGUGUCAAGUCAAGAAGCAACAUCUGGCCAGAGCCCAUCAGGCUCUGGGGAUCAAGAGAGAGAAAGCGAGAGGGACAGCGGAGGAGAAAGCAAAGAGUUGAGUGAAGUCAGCGAGGCAACGGAAAGCACAGAUGUUAAAGAUUCUUCUUCUGACUCACAAUGAUGCCACAGUUGUUGAUGUUUUUAAAGCACCUAUUUUAUUUCAGUUUGCAGCUAUUUCUGGCUUCACAAACUGGUCGUCUAAUUAUCGAAGCUGCAUCUCAUGUUUUUUUUUUUUUUUUCUUGUCUUUUCACCCUCUGAUGAACCGAGUGAGUCAAUAUGCUGUCUAAAUUAAACAAAACUUACUGUUCUAAACGUUUAACACUGGAUCGAUGAUUUCACAACAAAUGCCCUAUGAUAUCCACACAAUAAAACCGAUUGCUGGUUUAUAUAAAAAAAACAUGUUACCAACAUUUUCUUUAGUAUUUGGCAUCUUCACAGUUAUUGAGUUCAGAGAAAAAGCCUCAUUGUGAAAUACAAUAAUUUUAACACAACAGAUGAAAUGUUCAGUAGAUGCAGCGCUCCUUUUUAAUCAAAUCAUCGAUCAGAAUAAACUUUACUGUACAAAGCA